Molecule: messenger RNA, 3503 nt
Organism: Ochotona princeps (American pika)
Lineage: Eukaryota; Metazoa; Chordata; Mammalia; Lagomorpha; Ochotonidae
Gene: HELB
Product: DNA helicase B
Exons: 13
Coding region: 145-3369 (1074 amino acids)
Source: RefSeq, a predicted model, not a curated record
GAGCUCGGCCGCCGCUCCGCCCCUGCGCGCCGGGCGCACGAUGCCGGGGCGUGCCCGGAAGCGUCCAGUCUCCCGGACGCGGGGCUGAUUGGCGGUUCCCGCUAUGCGCCUGGAAUUGUUUGGGUUGAGCUCCGACAGGUGAAAAUGGCCGGGGUGAAUGGGCAGCACCUGCGCGAACUGCAGGGCCCUCUGCGGCCGGUCAAGGACCUCGUGGAGGUAGACGAUGAUUUUCUGCUGGAGGUGGCGGAGGAGGAGGAGGACCAGGGCUUUGUGGACGCCGAGGAGCUCUGCGGCGGAGGCGUCAAGGCCGGCAGCCUGCCCGGGGGCCUCCACGUUAAAAUUUUAGAUGAAAACACACAGGAAGAAUGCAAAGCCUUUGGACGUUUUCCAAUUACAGGUGCUUGGUGGCGAGUGAAGGUGCAGGCAAAGCCUGUGGGAUCAGUGAACUACAGAGUUCAGGGACUUCCAUCUUACUUUCUACAGACUGAUAUGUCCCCACCAUAUCAAAAAGAAAUAUGUUCCCUCUUUCUCACUGAGUGUCAGGUAACCAGUGAGAAGAUAGGUAGAUUUCUGAAGUGGGUAGAGGAAGACUCAAGUGUUGAAGACUUAAACUUUGAAAAUCUUACGGAAAAACUAAGAACUUUCGAAAGGAAAGUGGAAAGGAAAGAAAAAAACGAGCCUGUGCAGAGCGAGGAGGAAGAGCUACCAUCAGACCAUGAGCUGCGUCUUCCUGUGGAAGAGACAGAUCCCUUUAAAUAUAUGACGACAGCUUUGCAAUUUCCAAAAAUAAUGGAAUUCCUCCCGGUUCUUUUGCCUCGACAUUUUAAACAGCUGAUAAGCUCACACUAUAAAGAAGAAGUGUUGGAAAAGAUAGAAGAGAUUUUGGGUUCCAAUCCAUGGAAGCUUGGAUUUCGAAGAAUAACCUACCUGGAAUUGAGGCUUCUGCAAUGUGAAGCAAGUUGGACGGCGUUUCGUCAAUGCAGCUCUCUUCUUCGGCUGAUGACUGAUUUGCAGAAGAACGCAUUGAUCAUAUACUCUAAGCUGAAGCAGAUAUGUCAAGAACACGGGCACACGUGUGUUAACGAAGCGGAUUUAAAUUUGGAAUUGUCCAAGCAGAUGUCUUUUCAUGAUGUUUGGGAGUCUCUGAAGUUCUUGAAGGAUAUCGGUGUGGUGGUCUGUGAGAAGGGCUGUGUCUUUCUUUAUGACCUUUACCAGGCGGAAAAAGGCAUUGCCUUUUCAAUAUGUGAGCUGAUGGCGAGACCUCCAUGGUGUUUGGAUGUCGAUGUCAGGAAGGUCCUUGCGUCUAUUCACACCAUAAAACCUGAGGAUUCUGAAAGUGGUGAUGCAACAGAUGAACGCAAACCUGAUGACACACGACCGGAAAAUUCUGUGGACACGGUGGAGAGACAGGACAGUGAUUGCUGUAUUUGGAAUAACGGUGAGGAUGAAGUUAGUGUAGACACAAGCGAAGUGCGUCUGGAUCCGGAUCAGGUGGCUGCUUUGGAAAUGAUUUGCUCCAACGCCGUGACAGUCAUAAGCGGGAAAGGUGGCUGUGGGAAGACCACAAUUGUUAGCCGUCUUUUCAAGUAUAUAGAGCAGCUGGAAGAAAGAGAAGUAAAAAAUGCUUGUAAAGAUUUUGAGCAAGAUCAGGAUGUCCCAGAAGAAUGGAUUACAUUUACCAAGCAAAGUCAACAAAAGGCAGACAAAGCUGUAGAAGUUUUGCUCACGGCACCGACGGGGAAGGCGACUGGCUUACUCAGAGAGAAAACUGGUCUUCCUGCCUACACCCUGUAUCAGGUCAAUUACAGCUACUAUUUAUGGAAGAAAGAUUCGGCAUCCAAGAACAAGCCAUGGAAAUUUUCUUCUGUUAGAGUUCUGGUUGUGGAUGAAGGGAGUUUGGUAUCUGUAGGAAUCUUCAAAUCAGUUUUAAAAUUAUUGUGUGAGCAUUCCAAACUAUCUAAACUUAUCAUCCUUGGUGAUGUCAGGCAGUUACCCAGUAUUGAACCUGGUAACUUGCUGAAAGACAUUUUUGAGACUCUUAAGUCAAGAAAUUGUGCUAUUGAGCUGAAGACAAACCACAGAGCAGAAUCUCAGCUCAUCGUGGAGAACGCUACCAGAAUCUCAAGACACCAAUUUCCAAAUUUUGAUGCAGAAAUACCUGUUACUGAUAAUCCCACGUUCCCUAUCUCAGUGCAAGACAAGACAUUCAUUUUUGUCAAACUCCCAGAAGAAGAUGGCAGUUCUCAGCUAUCUAACAGUAGCCACCAUUCUUAUCUUUAUUCUGCAGUUAAAACUUUACUGCAAGAAAAGGACUUUGCAAGUGCAAAGACAUCACAAUUUAUUGCAUUUAGAAGGCAGGACUGUGAGCUUGUCAAUGACUGCUGUUGCAAGCGCUACACUGGCCACCUGACCAAAGACCAUCAGAAAAGACUUGUGUUUGGAAUUGGUGAUAAAAUUUGUUGUACCAGGAAUGCGUAUCUCUCAGAUGUACUCCCAGAUAGUGCCUCAAAAAGUCAACAAGAUAAUGAUCUGGAUCCCCGGGGUACUCCCCAUGAUGGUGCAAGAAAUAAGCAUGACUUUGACAGUAGUAUUCGACUAUGUAAUGGAGAAAUAUAUUUCAUAACAAAUGAUGUAACUGAUUCGACUUUCGGCAGAAGAAGAUUUUUGACUAUCCGUAAUAUGGCUGGCUUGGAAGUAACCGUGGAUUUUAAAAAAUUAAUGAAACAUUGUCACAUAAAACAUGCAUGGGCAAGAACUAUUCAUACUUUUCAGGGAUCUGAGGAACACACGGUUGUGUAUGUGGUGGGGAAGGCGGGCCGCCAGCACUGGCAGCAUGUCUACACCGCGGUGACCAGGGGCCGCUGCCGAGUGUAUGUCAUUGCAGAAGAGUCGCAACUCCAAGCUGCCAUCAAGAGAAACAACGUUAUCAGGAAAACACGUUUGAAACAUUUCUUGCAAAAUGAGCUCUCUGGUGGCCUGUUGGCUUCACCAUGUUCUCCAUCACCAAGCGGGAGCACUGGGGACCGUGGAGAGGCCAGCACAGAGCCAGCAGCAUCUCCCCUCCCUGUGUGGAAGUGGAAUGUGGAGACCAGCGACCUCCACAGAAGCAGCGCCUCUCUGGCUGACUGUAAGAUACACGACGAUGAGACAUGGGAAUUGCCUUCAUUCGAGGAAGUGGAUAAAGAUGAGCAUUUAAGACAAUCACGGGGAUCCAAAAGAGGCUGUGGUGCGAAAGCGAGAGAAAGCCCAAACAAAGUCCUGAUGAUGGACCAGCCGUCUCCACAAGUGUCUUCAAUAUUUCGGAAUUUGAAGCUAAAUAGUUUAGCACGCAGACAACUUUUUAAACCCACGGAAAAUCAACAAACAUAAUUUUACUUCAUACUGCUCAAAAUAAUUUUCUAUUUGAUUUCUCCAUUCAAGACGAAAAUGAACAUCGUUUCAGAUUUUCAGGAUAAAGAGAAAACGUCUAUGCCUGGAGUUUUAAGACAUGCGUAUAAAGUAUG